AGUUGUGUGGCCGCUGUGAUUGCCCGCACUCAGUCUGAUAAACAGCUGCUUACCAUUUAGGGCGCUUCACAAAGUUUUCUCCAAACUCCUCCAAUCGGGAUUUUUUUUUGUCCUUUUUUUCGCCGUUCUGAGCCUGUGGAUGUUCAGAUAUAGAAAGUCUGCACCGCUGGAAGCAAGUCUGGGAUUCUAGGUUUGCGUAAUGCUCAGACGUCCUCUGCUCAACAUCUGGAUUAACUAUUUGGAGCCAGAGCUAACGGCCCUACACGAAACUCUUGACUGUAUAGCCUGCUAUCUUGAUGGAAAGAAUGCAUUUUAGCCUACUCUGGAAUUUAACUUGAUGACCCGAGUUUGUGCUCGUAGAUUAUGUAUUCUUUAAAAUGGGUGCGAACAAUGGAAAACAGUAUGGAAGCGAGGGUAAAGGGAGCUCAAGCAUCUCCUCUGACAUAAGUUCGAGCACAGAUCACACACCAACUAAAGCUCCGAAGAAUGUGGCUACCACUGAAGGUUUAGAUUCCAGCACAAGAACACUGAGCACCCCGAGCCCGGGACUGAUUCUGCCUUCCAAGUCCUCCUCCCUCUCCUCACCUGCUCUCUCCAGCAACGGCCACGAGACCAACUCCUCGUCCUCGUCUUCUGCCCCCGCUGAGACGGUCGCUGUGAUCCACCCUCAGCCUGGCACUCACACUCGCUCCAGACAGUCGAAAACCCACCACUACGCCCCCAUAGAUCUCCUCCCUGACCACACCCUCCUGCAGAUCUUCUCCCACCUUUCGACCAACCAGCUGUGCCGCUGCGCACGCGUUUGCCGCCGCUGGUACAACCUGGCUUGGGACCCCAGGCUGUGGAGCACUAUCCAGCUAACAGGAGAGCUGCUUCAUGCCGACCGUGCCAUCAGGGUCCUCACCCACCGGCUGUGCCAAGACACCCCGAACAUUUGUCUGACCCUGGAGACGGUGGUGGUCAAUGGCUGCAAGAGGCUCACUGACCGGGGCCUGCACGUGGUGGCCCAGUGCUGCCCCGAGCUACGCCGCCUGGAGGUUGCCGGCUGUUAUAACAUCUCUAAUGAGGCCGUGUUUGAAGUGGUAUCCCGCUGUCCCAACCUGGAACACCUAAACCUCUCAGGCUGCUCCAAGGUGACAUGCAUCAGCCUAACCCAAGAGGCCUCACUCCAGCUGUCUCCAUUGCACGGCCAGCAGAUCUCCAUCCACUACCUGGACAUGACCGAUUGCUUUUCCCUCGAGGACGAGGGCUUGCGAACUAUCGCCUCCCACUGCCCUCGCCUGACUCAUCUGUAUUUGCGGCGAUGCACCAGACUAACAGACGAAGCCUUGCGCCAUUUGGCUCUCCACUGCCCUUCAGUGAGGGAGCUGAGCCUCAGUGACUGCCGCUUGGUGGGGGAUUUCGGCCUCCGGGAAGUUGCCCGCCUAGAGGGUUGCCUGCGCUACUUAAGCGUGGCCCACUGUACCCGCAUUACAGAUGUAGGCAUGCGCUAUGUGGCUCGCUACUGCCCGAGACUGCGCUACUUGAAUGCGAGGGGCUGCGAGGGGCUCACGGAUCACGGCCUGAGUCACUUGGCCAGGAGCUGCCCCAGACUCAAGUCUCUGGAUGUCGGUAAAUGCCCGCUGGUGUCGGACAGCGGGCUGGAGCAGCUAGCCAUGUACUGCCAAGGCCUGAGGCGAGUCAGUCUCAGAGCCUGUGAAAGUGUAACAGGCAGAGGACUCAAAGCUCUGGCGGCCAACUGCUGCGAGCUGCAGCUGCUCAACGUGCAGGACUGCGAGGUGUCACCGGAGGCUCUGCGGUUCGUCAGACGCCACUGUCGGCGCUGCGUCAUCGAGCACACGAACCCCGCUUUCUACUGAGACGGGGAGUUCUUGGACUGGUCUUCUGACAAGUGGAUGUUCUAAUAUUCCUGCUAUGGUGUUGGCAGAGUUCAGCGGCUGAUGUGUCAGAGCUAGUUGAAAACCGGCGUGCAAUACUGGCCAGAAUUUGUCUUUUUAAAUUUGCUUGGUGGCUGUUAAUGCUAUCCUUUGAAAAUACUUCCACAGAAUGUAUUUAACAUAUUUAUCUAUACAAAAAGGCAGAAAAGUACAGUAUUACUCCCCCCCCAACAUCACAGUUUGCAAUGUAAUUACAUGCUACAACACUGAGCACUGGGUACAGCUGUGUUACCAUUUAAAAGUAUUGUAAUAUCUAUUUUAUUUUAAGUCAUUGUCACCUUUAGGCCCUGAAACAUAAUCAUUGUAAUAAUUUCUACAGCUAUUCUUGAACAACAAGUAUCUCUUGAGAAUGUAGCAGCAGCUAAGCAGAUCUGGUGAUUUAGACUAUAGUUAGUUUCACUUUCUUUGUGUUGUGUGCAUACGCACUUUAUGCAUUUGCGCUGACAAUCACUUCAACUGAGCUCAAACUCUUAUAUUUAGCAUUUUGCCACAUGCAUUUGUGUUAGUUAAAUGUCACGAGUAAAGCAAACCGUGUUUCCAAAAAGGCCGGGAUACAAUAAAAUGUAAAUAAAAUGCAAAUCAUAGAAAGUAUGUUUAAUUGUGCAAGGACAACAUUCAGUUUAAUCACAGAGCCAUGCUGUAAUAUGUGCAGGAUGUGGUUUGGGCCUCUCUUGAAUAUCAUUACUGAUGCCUUCACAGAAAGCUUAAGUCGCUUAAGUUUAAGUCGAUUCCAGCUCCUUUUAAACUUUGAUGGUUCCUCAGUUCUUUAGCCCAGAGAAAAUAUCCAGAAAUCUGGCAUGUUGGCUGUUAUGUAAUCUCAAUAAUGAAAUCCUCCAGUUCUUUGCAUUUUUUAUGUUCCUUACUGCUGUUGUUAAACAGUUCAAGUAGAUCUCUAUCUAGUCUUUUUUACGAGUGGUUAAAAACUCUCUUUGCUUCUGAAAGACUCUCCAAGAUGCUCUUUUGCUAAUGAACCUAAUUAGCUGUGUGCAUGCGGUCAAAAAUAAAUAAAUAAGAGGAGUGGAGAGGUUCUGGAUGCUGAGGCAGGCAGGUAAGGUAACAUCCAGAGCACACAGAACAUGUGGAAACAUGAGGGAUGGUAACCAUCUAUGUAGGAAGCAAGAGGAGUCCAGAAACCAUGAACUGCAAGGAGCAUUAACGUUUAAACGCAGACAGGAGGAACCAUGUUGUCUUUGUACCAGUCUAACUGCAAUGUGGAGUUUAAAUGCGUAGCAAAUCAAUGCACAAUGUUUUUGUUUACAUUUUACAAAAGUAGUACUGGCUUUUUUUUGGAAAGCACGUUUGCUCCUGAGAGGGGCUAUUACUGAAAAAAUAGGAAUGGGAUCAGUGUUGAAAAUAAACAAGAACACAUUGCUGCUAUAACUGUGCCAAUAAAUUUCAUGUAAAAAUCCACUCCCUCCUGGCCUGCGCAUGUUUAUGAGUCAUUAAGGUGACUGAGAAUAUCUGAGAAUGCCAUAUAUGG
This is a messenger RNA of Pelmatolapia mariae (spotted tilapia), 3417 nucleotides long. Its product is annotated as F-box/LRR-repeat protein 7. Gene Ontology annotation, cellular component: cytoplasm. The transcript has 4 exons. Gene Ontology annotation, molecular function: protein binding. The record is from RefSeq and is a predicted model, not a curated record. NCBI's taxonomy places the organism in Eukaryota, Metazoa, Chordata, Actinopteri, Cichliformes, Cichlidae. Bases 378 to 1859 code for a protein of 493 amino acids.